Molecule: messenger RNA, 384 nt
Organism: Ziziphus jujuba (common jujube)
Lineage: Eukaryota; Viridiplantae; Streptophyta; Magnoliopsida; Rosales; Rhamnaceae
Product: early nodulin-75
Exons: 1
Coding region: 1-384 (127 amino acids)
Source: RefSeq, a predicted model, not a curated record
AUGUCUCCAAAGCGUUUGCUAGUGUUAUUUCUUGGAGUAAUGGUGGUUCUCACUGCUAUUACUUCCACUUUUGCUGAUACUAAGCCUCAACCGGAUCAGAAGUCUCCCAAAAAGCCACCAAGUCACAAAAAACCUCCUGCUUUGGAGGAAGAGUCAGAUGCACAACCAUUGGAUGGAAAAUCUCCAAAGCCAAAGCCACCUCCAAAAUACAAACCACCAAGUCCAUAUGUUCAUGUGGAGGACCGAUCCUCAGAAGGCCAAAGACUCUAUGGAAAACCACCAAAGGGAAAAGGAGGGAAACCUCCACAUGUAGCUGAAGUGGCUGAUGCAGAUAGUCACAAAACACCUCACAAGCCACCCCACAAACCUCCAUCUACCAACUAA